Ceraceosorus guamensis is the source of this 297-nucleotide messenger RNA. RefSeq lists its product as hypothetical. Lineage: Eukaryota; Fungi; Basidiomycota; Exobasidiomycetes; Ceraceosorales; Ceraceosoraceae. The record is from RefSeq and is a predicted model, not a curated record. Gene Ontology annotation, molecular function: RNA binding. Gene Ontology annotation, cellular component: U6 snRNP; U4/U6 x U5 tri-snRNP complex; precatalytic spliceosome. The coding region runs from base 1 to 297 and encodes 98 amino acids. The transcript is spliced from 3 exons. Gene Ontology annotation, biological process: mRNA splicing, via spliceosome.
AUGGCGAACCAAGCAAUCGUAGGCUACCUCCAGCAGCAAGUGCUCACACUGACACAGGAUGGCCGCAUCAUCAUCGGCACACUGCAAGGCUUUGAUGUUCACGGGUCGAUCAUCCUGAGCGGGAGCGUAGAGAGAAUUUAUAGCAUGGAUGCGGGCGUGGAAGUUGUACCUUUGGGUCUUUACGUGAUGAAGGGAGAUGCCGUAUCGGUGAUAGCAGAGUUUGACGCUGAAAAGGACAAGGCUAGCGACUUGUCAGAAAUCAGGGCGGAGCCCAUCUUACCCGUACGCCAUUACUAA